Molecule: messenger RNA, 3925 nt
Organism: Acanthopagrus latus (yellowfin seabream)
Lineage: Eukaryota; Metazoa; Chordata; Actinopteri; Spariformes; Sparidae
Exons: 5
Coding region: 53-3925 (1290 amino acids)
Biological process (GO): phospholipid transport
Molecular function (GO): protein binding; zinc ion binding
Source: RefSeq, a predicted model, not a curated record
CUUCAGUUAUCAGGAAGUGAAGCUCAGACAGUCGUUGUCACUGAGAGAUGAAAUGGCGCAGAAAGGAGUUCAGCUGGACCGAGAGACUUUCUCUUGUCCGAUCUGUUUGGAUCUACUGAAGGAUCCGGUGACUACUCCCUGUGGACACAGCUACUGCAAGAACUGUAUUAAAGACCACUGGGACACAGAGCAUGAGAAGAGGAUCUACAGCUGCCCUCAGUGCAGGAAGAGCUUCACACCGAGGCCUGAGCUGCUGAAAAACACCAUGUUAGCAGCUUUAGUGGAGGAGCUGAAGAAGACUGGACUCCAAGCUGCUCCUGCUGAUCUCUGCUAUGCUGGAGCUGAAGAUGUGGCCUGUGAUUUCUGCACUGGGAGGAAACUGAGAGCAGUUAAGUCCUGUCUGGUCUGUCUGGCCUCUUACUGUGAGAAACACCUCCAGCCUCAUUAUGAAUCAGCUCCAUUAAAGAAACACAAGCUGGUGGAGCCGUCAGAGAAGCUCCAGGAGAACAUCUGCUCUCGUCACGAUGAGGUGAUGAAGAUGUUCUGCCGUACUGAUCAGCAGUGUAUCUGUUAUCUCUGCUCUGUGGACGAACAUAAAGGCCACGACACAGUGUCAGCUGCAGCAGAGAGGACUGAGAGGCAGAGAGAGCUGGAGGGGAGUCGACACAACAUCCAGCAGAGAAUCCAGGACAGAGAGGAAGAUGUGAAGCUGCUUCAACAGGAGGUGGAGGCCAUCAAUGGCUCUGCUGAUAAAGCAGUGGAGGACAGUGAGAAGAUCUUCACCCAGCUGAUCCGUCUCAUGGAGAAAAGACGCUCUGAUGUGAAGCAGCAGGUCAGAUCCCAGCAGGAAACUGAAGUGAGUCGAGUCAAAGAGCUUCAGGAGAAGCUGGAGCAGGAGAUCACUGAGCUGAAGAGGAAAGACGCUGAGCUGAAGAAGCUCUCACACACAGAGGAUCACAACCAGUUUCUACACAACUACCCCUCACUGUCAGCACUCAGUGAGUCUACACACUCAUCCAGCAUCAACAUCCGUCCUCUCAAGUACUUUGAGGAUGUGACAGCAGCUGUGUCAGAGCUCAGAGACAAACUACAGGACGUCCUGAGAGACACAUGGACCAACAUCUCACUGACAGUGACUGAAGUGGAUGUUUUACUGUCACCACCAAAAACCAUGACCAGAGCUGACUUCUUAAGAUAUUCAUGUAAAAUCACACUGGAUCCAAACACAGCAAACACAUGGCUGUUAUUGUCUGAGGGGAACAGAAAAGCAACAUACAUGAGAAAAAAACAGUCUUAUUCUGAUCAUCCAGACAGAUUCACUGAGUAUCCUCAGGUCCUGAGCAGAGAGAGUCUGACUGGACGUUGUUACUGGGAGGUGGAGUGGAGAGAAGGAGAAGUUGGUGUAGCAGUCGCAUACAAGAAUAUCUGCAGAGCAGGGAGGUCAGAUGAAUGUGGAUUUGGAUUCAGUGACAAAUCUUGGAUGUUAGAUUGUGACACAGACGGUUAUAACUUUUGGUACAACAAAGUCCGAACUCCCGUCUCAGGUCGUCGGUCCUCCAGAGUUGGAGUGUACCUGGAUCACAGUGCAGGUAUUCUGUCCUUCUACAGCGUCUCUGACACCAUGACUCUCCUCCACAGAGUCCAGACCACAUUCACUCAGCCGCUCUAUGCUGGACUUCAGAUUGGCAGUUUGUUUUUUUCCUCUGGAGACUCUGCUGAGUUUUGUAAACUCAAAUACAGAGAGGAGAGCUGUGGCGAGGGCAGCGGCGUGGAGAUCCUGGAGAACAAGCCCUACGAGGACGGCCCGGGAGGUUCGGGUCAGUACACGCACAAGGUCUAUCACAUCGGCAAACACAUCCCGUCCUGGUUCUGUGCCAUCCUGCCUCAAGCUGCCCUGCGAGUGGAGGAGGAGUCCUGGAACGCCUACCCCUACACUCGAACCCGGUACACCUGCCCCUUUGUGGAGAAAUUCUCUAUAGACAUCGAGACGUAUUACAAACCAGAUACUGGAAAUCAGGUGGACGUCUUCAACAUGUCCGCUGCUGAAAAGAGACAGAGGACUACUCUGACAGUCAAACCUGUGGAGGAUGGAGGAGCAGGUUCUGGAGGACCACCGGGCGUCUUCCAGCAGCUCCACUCUGUCACUAGAUUUCCUUGUUCUGCACAAACACUUCCUGUUCAGAUCAGAGCUCAGACUAACUUCCGUUAUCAGGAAGUGAAGCUGAGACGGUCGUUGUCACUGAGAGGUGAAAUGGAGCAGAAAGCAGUUCAGCUGGACCGAGAGACUUUCUCUUGUCCGAUCUGUUUGGAUCUACUGAAGGAUCCGGUGACGACUCCCUGUGGACACAGCUACUGCAAGAACUGUAUUAAAGACCACUGGGACACAGAGCAUGAGAAGAGGAUCUACAGCUGCCCUCAGUGCAGGAAGAGCUUCACACCGAGGCCUGAGCUGCUGAAAAACACCACGUUAGCAGCUUUAGUGGAGCAGCUGAAGAAGACUGGACUCCAAGCUGCUCCUGCUGAUCUCUGCUAUGCUGGACCUGAAGAUGUGGCCUGUGAUUUCUGCACUGGGAGGAAACUGAGAGCAGUUAAGUCCUGUCUGGUCUGUCUGGCCUCUUACUGUGAGAAACACCUCCAGCCUCAUUAUGAAUCAGCUGCUUUGAAGAAACACAAGCUGGUGGAGCCGUCUGAGAAGCUCCAGGAGAACAUCUGCUCUCGUCACGAUGAGGUGAUGAAGAUGUUCUGCCGUACUGAUCAGCAGUGUAUCUGUUAUCUCUGCUCUGUGGACGAACAUAGAGGCCACGACACAGUGUCAGCUGCAGCAGAGAGGACUGAGAGGCAGAGAGAGCUGGAGGGGAGUCGACACAACAUCCAGCAGAGAAUCCAGGACAGAGAGGAAGAUGUGAAGCUGCUUCAACAGGAGGUGGAGGCCAUCAAUGGCUCUGCUGAUAAAGCAGUGGAGCACAGUGAGAAGAUCUUCACCCAGCUGAUCCGUCUCAUGGAGAAAAGACGCUCUGAUGUGAAGCAGCAGGUCAGAUCCCAGCAGGAAACUGAAGUGAGUCGAGUCAAAGAGCUUCAGGAGAAGCUGGAGCAGGAGAUCACUGAGCUGAAGAGGAAAGACGCUGAGCUGAAGAAGCUCUCACACACAGAGGAUCACAACCAGUUUCUACACAACUACCCCUCACUGUCAGCACUCAGUGAGUCUACACACUCAUCCAGCAUCAACAUCCGUCCUCUCAAGUACUUUGAGGAUGUGACAGCAGCUGUGUCAGAGCUCAGAGACAAACUACAGGACGUCCUGAGAGACACAUGGACCAACAUCUCACUGACAGUGACUCAAGUGGAUGUUUUACUGUCACUACCAGAGAACAUGACCAGAGCUGACUUCUUAAGAUAUUCAUGUGAACUCACACUGGAUCCAAACACAGCACACACACAUCUGUUAUUAUCUGAGGGGAACAGAAAAGCAACAGUGAGUCAACAACAGUCGUAUUCUGAUCAUCCAGACAGAUUCACUCUGUGGAUUCAGGUCCUGAGUAGAGAGAGUCUGACUGGACGUUGUUACUGGGAGGUGGAGAGGAGAGGAGAAGUUGGUGUAGCAGUCGCAUACAAGAAUAUCAGCAGAGUAGGGAGCUCAGAUGAAUGUAGAUUUGGAUACAAUGACAAAUCUUGGAUGUUAACUUGUUACACAAACCGUUAUAAGUUUUAUCACAACAAAGUCCAAACUCCUGUCUCAGGUCCUCAGUCCUCCAGAGUUGGAGUGUACCUGGAUCACAGUGCAGGUAUUCUGUCCUUCUACAGCAUCUCUGACACCAUGACUCUCCUCCACAGAGUCCAGACCACAUUCACUCAGCCGCUCUAUGCUGGACUUUGGUUUGGCUGGUCGUAUUAUGGAGACUCUGCUGAGUUUUGUAAACUCAAAUAG